UGGCAACUUGUUUUUGCUUAAGUUUUUAUGUUUGUUGGUAUUCAUCUGUUGGACUCUUUUGGCAAGUCUCUGGUACAACUUGAAGUUGAUGGAGCUUUAUGUGCUGGAGCUGUAGAGAAGUUCCUCGUAGCAUACCGACAACAUAAUGCCCAUCCUCCACCCAUCAUAGAAACUGAAAGAGUGGUUUUGUAUUCAGUGGUUUUUGCAACUACUCCUUCUUUAAGAUUAUUGGCAGUUUCAAACAAGAGAAAAAAUGCAAUGGCAAAUCUUGCGUUUUGUAGAAAACUCGCUAAUCUCAUCGAAGCUUAUGCUGUUCCCGUUUCGUUUAUUGAACACAUUACAGGAGCAACAAAAGAGGAAGAUAGACUCUUGUUAGCUCUUAUAGAAAGCAGAGAGUGUGUUUUAAACUGUUUUCUUAUUAUCAUGUAUUCGUUGCUAUUUUCCUUUCCUCAAGACCUUCCUCUUGAAGUUUUGUAUAUAUGGAAAGAAUAUGUAGCAAAGGAAACAACCAUCUUUAAAAGACUAAAAAAGUCCUUCGAAAGGUCAUCUUAUUUGGAACCCACUGAAAUUCCCGUUUUGAAAGAGGCUCGUAAGAACGAUACUUCUUUGGUUAGCUUACAAGAAGCUCUAAGUAAAGUAUCAUGGCGUCCACGAGGGUUAUUUUACAACCGUAAUGAAGUAUUUAUUGAUAUUACAGAACACUUGGAAUGUAUUUAUUCUUCAUCUGGAAAAGAGAUCUUAUCUCAAGUACACGGUACCUUGGUUUUACAUAAUUUUACAAGUGGGAUGCCAGAAUGUCGAAUGCUUAUCAAUAGUAAACUGACAAAACAGUCGCAAGUGAUUCCCCACAAAGGUAGUCCAGAUACUGACUUACGAGGUAUUGCUGGAGUUGUUGGUGUAUCAUCAGAGUCUAUUACUUUGGACGAUGUUCGAUAUCAUCCUUGUGUUGAUUUGAAACUAGUGGAAGAGUUGGAUGCUUUGUCCUUUGUUCCUCCCGAUGGAACAUUUACUUUGCUUGAAUAUCGUUCAUCUAAAUCCAAGUCACCCUUAUUGGUGGAAGGAAUAGGAUAUUUUAAAGAAAGAGGGAUGGAAGCCACCUUAGAAUUGAAGGUUAAGAGCAACCUAUCCAACCAAAUGAAACUUUUUGAAUGGAAAGCUGAACAAGUCACUGUAACAGUAGAGUUGCCUCAGAGACCUUACCAAGUCAAGUCUUCCUCCAAUGGAGGAAAGUGGAAAUGGUCCAAAGAACAAAAAUGGUUUACUUGGGAAUUGAAGAAAGCUGUUUCUGACAGAGAAUAUAAGUCAAGUGUAGAUAUCGUAUUUGAUACUCCAUUGGACACAAGAAAGAUGUUGUACAGUGUCAUCGAUGUUAAUUUUAUGAUUCCCGAUGAAACUCUAACAGGAUUCAGUAUAUUAAGCUUUCUUGUAAAGGAGCCCAAAAUGGACUAUUCUACUGCCAAAUUUGUAAAGUAUGAAACCAAAACGAGUCAUUUUCAAAGACGUCUGAUUUGGCAAUUCGAAUCUAAUAAUCAUAAUCGAUUGUGGGGUUGUCAAUAAAUGAAUUUUAUAGGCAAAUCUAUAUCUU
This is a messenger RNA of Galdieria sulphuraria, 1585 nucleotides long. RefSeq names its product myo-inositol dehydrogenase. Gene Ontology annotation, biological process: clathrin-dependent endocytosis; intracellular protein transport. Gene Ontology annotation, cellular component: cytoplasmic vesicle; AP-2 adaptor complex. NCBI's taxonomy places the organism in Eukaryota, Rhodophyta, Bangiophyceae, Galdieriales, Galdieriaceae. The record is from RefSeq and is a predicted model, not a curated record. Bases 28 to 1557 code for a protein of 509 amino acids. Gene Ontology annotation, molecular function: clathrin-cargo adaptor activity. The transcript is spliced from 5 exons.